This is a messenger RNA of Pan troglodytes (chimpanzee), 2173 nucleotides long. It is a transcript of the gene CCM2, whose product is annotated as CCM2 scaffold protein. The coding region runs from base 147 to 1778 and encodes 543 amino acids. The transcript is spliced from 10 exons. Lineage: Eukaryota; Metazoa; Chordata; Mammalia; Primates; Hominidae. The record is from RefSeq and is a predicted model, not a curated record. Gene Ontology annotation, biological process: vasculogenesis; heart development.
UGAAUGUGCAGAAUGGUGGACUUUGAAAUUAAUGUCCUUCCGUUGACUGCAGAGUUUCUGCUGGAAAUGCAGGGAGGCUGCCUGUGGGGUUCGCGUGCUGUGGGAAGUAGGGAAAAUGAGCUGGUUUACUUUGUGUCUUUUUGUGCAUGCAGACUGUUUGGAUUUUGCCAACAGUUUCUGGGUGCUGCCUGCUUUUUAAACUUUUAAAAAAUUGUAAACAGCUUCAGUGGCUUUGCAGAAGGAAGCUGUGGUUUCUGGUCUUCCUGUUCAGUCAUGUUUUUUUCAGAGGGAGGGCUAACAUCUGGCCAUAUUUUUCAACAAAUUCAGAAGUGAGUAGAGAAUGCAUAGUAGCUGUCGGCAGAGGAGGAACCAGAAUCUCUCCAAAGAAAUUUCCUCAAACAGAAUUUCACACAGGGUAUUCCAUGGAGAAUGAGCCUGGAAUUGUCUCGCCAUUUAAACGAGUAUUCCUAAAAGGUGAAAAGAGUAGAGAUAAGAAAGCCCAUGAGAAGGUGACAGAGAGGCGCCCUCUGCACACUGUGGUGUUGUCAUUGCCUGAGCGCGUCGAGCCAGACAGACUGCUGAGCGACUAUAUUGAGAAGGAGGUAAAGAGAGCCCACCAGCUUCCGGGACACUUGACUCAGGAGCACGAUGCUGUGCUCAGCCUGUCUGCGUACAACGUCAAGCUGGCCUGGAGGGACGGGGAGGAUAUCAUCCUCAGGGUGCCCAUCCAUGACAUCGCCGCCGUCUCCUAUGUUCGGGAUGACGCUGCACACCUGGUGGUCCUGAAGACAGCCCAGGACCCAGGGAUCUCCCCCAGCCAGAGUCUGUGUGCGGAAAGUUCCAGAGGCCUCAGUGCAGGCUCCCUGUCGGAGAGUGCAGUUGGGCCCGUGGAGGCAUGCUGCCUGGUCAUCCUGGCUGCAGAGAGCAAGGUCGCUGCGGAGGAGCUUUGCUGUCUGCUAGGCCAGGUCUUCCAGGUUGUUUACACGGAGUCCACCAUCGACUUUCUGGACAGAGCGAUAUUUGAUGGGGCCUCUACCCCCACCCACCACCUGUCCCUGCACAGCGCCAGCCACGUGACCUCUUCCACAGUCACAUCUUCCUUUGACUGUCAGCUUCCUCUGCAUUUCAGGACUCUUGCAAUCACAUUGAGCCCACCCAAAUUCUCCAGGGUCAUCUCCCUAUUUCAAGAUGACUCUUCUACAAAAGUGGACAUUAAGGAGACCUACGAGGUGGAAGCCAGCACUUUCUGCUUCCCUGAAUCUGUGGAUGUGGGUGGUGCGUCACCCCAUGGCAAGACCAUCAGUGAGAGCGAGCUGAGCGCCAGCGCCACUGAGCUGCUGCAGGACUACAUGCUGACGCUGCGCACCAAGCUGUCAUCACAGGAGAUCCAGCAGUUUGCAGCGCUGCUGCACGAGUACCGCAAUGGGGCCUCUAUCCACGAGUUCUGCAUCAACCUGCGGCAGCUCUACGGGGACAGCCGCAAGUUCCUGCUGCUUGGUCUGAGGCCCUUCAUCCCUGAGAAGGACAGCCAGCACUUCGAGAACUUCCUGGAGACCAUUGGCGUGAAGGAUGGCCGCGGCAUCAUCACCGACAGCUUUGGCAGGCACCGGCGGGCCCUGAGCACCACAUCCAGUUCCACCACCAAUGGGAACAGGGCCACGGGCAGCUCUGAUGACCGGUCGGCACCCUCAGAGGGGGAUGAGUGGGACCGCAUGAUCUCGGACAUCAGCAGCGACAUUGAGGCGCUGGGCUGCAGCAUGGACCAGGACUCAGCAUGAUGGACAGUGGAUGGGGGGCACCCACACCUUCCGCGCAGUCGUCGUAGGCCUUCCCAGAAGGAGCUGCCCAGACCUGCGUGUCAGCCCUUGGUGGUGGCCAGGGAGAGGCUCCUGGCGCAGAUGGCCCCGGGCGGCCCAGGUCCUCUACUGUGAAGGAGCAGGGAGCUGCCGAGGGACACGAGCCUCAUUGCGGGGUGGAAGGCUCUUUGCCUUGUCCACCAGGGCUCAGCCAAGCCCUGCAGCGUGUCCCCGCUCGGGGAGGGCCCGGCCGAGCGGGCAGGGAGAGCCAGUCCUGUCGGCUGGGCCCUUGGACGGCUGUCAGUUUUGCACAUGAUUUUCCUAUUGUAACUCUCAGAGACCUUAAAAAGAAGUUUACUGCAAUGUGAAUAAUUUAA